UAGGAUGCAACAACCAUUCAACAGGAAUUUGGCUAGCUAGCAAGGAAAUUAACUAUGAAAAAGGCGCCCAGGGAAACUUCUGUUUGUUGAAAAGGAUUGUCAUUAUCGACAGUCAUCACCGAAGGUGUCAAACUUCUACUAAUGUUACGGUAAACCGAUUACUUUCUUUUUAUGUAGAAAAGGUCUUAGGAAGCAAUUUUCAUGAAUAGCUCACGUUAGCUAGCAAGCUAAGUUGCUUGACUGGCCAACCAGAGAAAAACAGUUCCAUGGGAGUUUAGUUUCAUAAAUUAGCCUGCUGGUUAUCGACCUUACAUUGCCCAAAGUACCCUAACAUUCCAAGACAUAAUGCCGCUGGGGUUGAAGCCAUGUUGUGCGGUAUGCAAAACAAAUUCGUCUUCUAUGUGGAAGAAAGGAAACCAGGGGGAAAUUCUGUGCAAUAACUGCACAGUGAAGAGCACAAGCGGUGGACCCUCCGGACCGUCAGCAUCCUCCAACGUACAACAAAAUAAUGGCGGAGGAAAACAGUCCAAGCAGGAGAUCCACAGAAGAUCAGCACGAUUGAGAAGCACAAAGUACAAAGCGCCAGUUUCUGAGAAGAAGGUCUCGACUAAAGGAAAAGGCAGAAGACAUAUCUUCAAACUGAAAAAUCCAAUCAAAGCUCCGGAGUCAGUUUCAACAAUCAUUACAUCAGAAUCUAUGUUUUACAAGGGGGUGUACUAUCAAACAGGGGACGUAAUCAAAGUCUUAGACGAAGAUGAUGGAAAGCCAUAUUUCGCCCAGAUCCGUGGGUUCAUUCAGGACCAGUAUUGUGAAAAGAGCGCUGCAUUGACCUGGCUGAUUCCGACACAGGCCAGUCCAAGAGAUCACUUUGACCCAGGCACAUACAUCAUUGGCCCAGAAGAAGAUUUGCCAAGGAAGAUGGAGUACCUUGAGUUUGUGUGCCAUGCACCUUCAGAGUACUUCAAGUCAAAGAGCAGUCCCUUUCCAACCAUGCCUAUACGUCCCGAGAAGGGCUACAUUUGGACACACAUUGGACCUACCCCUACUGUUGCAGUCAAGGAAACAAUUGGUGGCGGCAACUAGCCUUUUUUUGUGAUCAUGCAAAGGACGCACAUUUGCAUAUAAGGGUCUAUCACUGACCAGAACUAAGGAAGGUACUGGACAACAAAGUACUGUGUCAUCUGUUCACAGUAUUAUUUAUACGCUUUUUACAGAGUGACAUUAAAUGACUUAACAUUGGGAUCAGUAUUUCUGAAGAUUGAGAGGUGCCAUCAUAAACCUGAAGACAUGGUGCUGUACAGACUUGUCCCAUUGGCAUCUUUUAAAACACUGACUUUCAUACUGGACUCUUUUUAAAAAAAAUAGGUAGAACAUAUGGAGUCACUUUCUGCUCAUUUGUUGUUUUGUGAAACAAAAUAAAUGUAGUGGGUGUCUUGUC
Molecule: messenger RNA, 1438 nt
Organism: Clupea harengus (Atlantic herring)
Lineage: Eukaryota; Metazoa; Chordata; Actinopteri; Clupeiformes; Clupeidae
Gene: gatad1
Product: GATA zinc finger domain containing 1
Biological process (GO): chromatin organization; regulation of DNA-templated transcription
Cellular component (GO): nucleus
Molecular function (GO): sequence-specific DNA binding; zinc ion binding
Source: RefSeq, a predicted model, not a curated record